Messenger RNA from Saxophila tyrrhenica, 1743 nucleotides. RefSeq lists its product as uncharacterized. NCBI's taxonomy places the organism in Eukaryota, Fungi, Ascomycota, Dothideomycetes, Mycosphaerellales, Extremaceae. The record is from RefSeq and is a predicted model, not a curated record. The coding region runs from base 1 to 1743 and encodes 580 amino acids. The transcript has 2 exons.
AUGUCGCAGCAACCAUCGAUAGACCUGACCGGCAUCGCGAUCGUCAUCAAAAUGGAUGGCGGUGUGAAAAUCAAUGGCCCAACGUACGCUCUAGCUGAUCUCCAAUCGAUCGAUCACCUGCCACAGCUCUUGCAGCGCCACCUAGGAGUCGAUGACAGCAGCAACAAGGUCGUUCUCAAGACAAGUGAAGACGAGACCAUCAACACUGACCUGAACGGCCUCAGGUACCUCUUCCAGCGCGGCCACUCCGAAGGCGAACGGCGAGCGGCAGCACUGUUACCUCCAGAUCAACAACUGUGUGCUUGUCAGAUAGAUGGCCGACGUCUUCCGGUGCUCGUCGUUCACACCGUCUCCGAUGGCACCAGUUCCAAAGAGGAGCAGACCGCUCUAUCAACAGCAGCUGCCGCAGCAGGUCCGGCACCGCAGCUGUCAGCUCAACCAAAACCUCACGCUGCGCCAUUCCAAAACACAGGAUCGUUGCAAGCAGAUGCAGCUCUUGAGACGAAGCCAGAUGAAAAGUACAAGAGCCUUCCUGUCACGAGGGGAGGGUCAAAAGGCGUACGUGAUGAAGGAGGUGAUCCCAGUUGGGGCGACGCUGAUGGUACGCUCGGCAUUGCUUCGGCAGGGAAACGAAAGAAGUCCAAGGCUCGGAAGAGGGUCUUCUUCCGUGUGGGACUCUGUGCUGACGAUGAUGAUGGCUUGAGCGAGGACGCCCCUGAGAUUUCGGAUAACAAAGUGCACUCUGUGAUUGUAGCUGAGGUCUCUUCGCCAGACACCGAUGUGUCGUAUCUUUCAGUGGAUACUUUCUUCUUCAACGGCCUGUCCAUUGGAAGUUGCGAUGCCGGGGUGCCAAUCGAAAACUUUGCUCCUGGUGGUAAAUACCGGCUCGACAAGGACUUCGUGCGUGCCGGCUGUACCUCAAAAGGCGAUCUGAAUGGUGUGGUGCAGGAGCUCUCGCAAAGUGCUUCACACGAAGGGGCGCUGUUUCAAACCCAUCUCAUUCGACCAAGAGCUCUGCCAGUGCCGUCGAAACGGUCGAAAGCAGCAGCGGUGUGGAAAUCCAAAGGCUCGACAUCAAAAGCCACAAUUGCGGGUCUUCUGUUCUUCUGUGAUACCACAGAACCAAGGGUGCUGGUGAAUGUUCCUGGUGUUCAAGAGAUCACUCUCAAGGACAACCAUACACUCCCGGCACUGAGGGAACACCUGCGUGACCAGGUGAUGGUGCGAGACGAGGAGAGGGCGGAUGGCGAAAUGACUCUGGACAGCUACCUCCACAAGAAGCUGGAGCCCGAGUUCAUCUACAGCGUCUGGAUCCUGCCGCAAGUCGAGGGUAGCGAGAAACUCUGGUGCUGGGAUACGCGCCCUAAGCGGCAGGCGAACAGCUGGCUUGACAGUGCUCUGGAGAGAAGGCCAUACAAUCCCAGAGUAUUGUACAUCGAAGUGGUCAUUUCUGGGAAGGCGAAGACCGAAAACAAUGGCGAUCAAGUUGAAGAGACAUCUCAAUCGGAUGUUGAGUCGGGCUCCGUUGAUGAAGAUGGUGCAGCGAGCAGUGUAGCUCCAGAACAGGAUGAGCAGGAUGAGCAGGAUGAGUUGUUGGAGAAUGAUGGCAAGGCAGAUGACGAAGCACCUCCUGCCUCAGAGCGUGAGAAGCGGCGGGCAGACGCUUCUAUCACGCCGAAGCGGACGACUCAGAAGGCCAAGCGAGAGGUGUCUGAUGAUGAUGAUGACGAUGAAGUUGUUUGA